AUGUCCGAAUCUCCGAAUCCUAAAUUUUCUCCGGAGUUGACCAAAGACGAUUCCACAGAAGCAUUCACAAAAUAUGAGGGUUCUGAUGUGCUGGAAGAGCAGAGUACAAAAGUUGGAGUAGUAACACAGGAACUUAAUAGGGCCCUACAACCAAGACAUGUGUCUUUGAUUGCAAUUGCAGGAAUCAUUGGUACAGGACUGUUUUUGUCUUAUUCUAGAAGUUUGGCGCAAUCGGGACCUCUGUCGUUGCUUUUGUGUAAUAUGUUGAUUGGACUUGUGGUAUAUUUGACAAUGUUAAGUUUGGGUGAGAUGAGUACUUUCAUCCCUCAGAGUGGUUCAUUCUGUACUUAUGCUAAGAGAUGGGUUUCAGAGUCUUUUGGUUUUGCUAUUAUUUGCAACUACUGGUUCAACGAUGCGGUUAGCGUUGCCAGUGAUUUGACUGCAUUACAGCUGUUGAUGGGGUACUGGACUGACUUCCAUUAUUGGAUUAUUUCUUUGAUCUUUUGGUUCUUCUUACUAUUUUUGAAUGUUAUCCAUGUUCGAUUCUAUGGUGAAGCUGAGUACUGGAUGGCUAUUUUGAAAGUAGCCACUAUUGUUGCCUUCUUCAUUGUUAGUAUCGUGGUGAAUGUUGGUCACAACCCCAUGAAUGAGUACAUUGGAUUCAGGUAUUGGAGUCAAGGAGAUGCACCGUUUGUGGAUGGUUUUAAAGGUUUCUGUAAAUGUUUUGUGUUUGUUUCCUUUAGUUUCGGUGGUACCGAGUCUAUUGCUAUUACUGCAGGUGAACAGGUCAACCCUACUAGAACUAUGCCCCGGGUUAUCAAAACGACAUUCUAUAGGAUCAUCAUCUUUUACGUCUUCUCAGCAUUCUUCAUUGGUAUGAAUGUGCCAUAUGACUACCCCAAUUUGUCUACCAAAAGUACUGCAACCUCUCCGUUCACUAUCGUCUUCCAAAUGGCUGGUAGUAAAAGUGCUGGUUCUUUCAUGAACGCUGUGAUUGUCACCAGUGUCGUCUCUGCGGGAAACCAUGCCCUUUUUGCCGGUAGUAGGUUGGCAUACACGAUGGGUACAGAAGGGUAUAUUCCCAAGAUUUUCACCAGAACGAAUAGGUAUCAGGUUCCUUACGUGGGAGUUUUGAUCACCUGGUUUAUUGGUGGUGCAUGCUUUGGAUCCAGUUUUAUUGGCGCAGGAACUUUGUGGACUUGGCUGCAAUCAUUAGUCGGAGUUUCUAACCAAAUUUCAUGGCUUUGCAUUGCAAUUACUAGUAUUAGGUUCCGCAGAGGAUUAGAGGCCCAAGGCAGAACCGACGAGUUGGCAUUCAAAAACUGGACAUAUCCUUAUGGCCCGUGGUUCUGUGUGGGGUUCAUCAGUCUUAUCAUUUUGGUACAGGGUUGGGGCUCUUUUGAUCCUUGGGACGUUGCUGAAUUUUUCCAGAAUUACAUUCAACUAUUGAUCUUCCCUACCUGCUUUGCCGUUUGGUAUCUUUACAAACGGGACCGCUUCACGCGGCGUCCAGAGAUGGAUUUUGAUACUGACAGAUACCAUGAAACAGAGAAAGACAUUCUUCAAAACAAAGCUGAAGACGAGGCUAAAGGAUUUGGUAAGGUUGUCUUCUAUAUCAAGAACUAUAUUAUUUAA
Komagataella phaffii GS115 is the source of this 1635-nucleotide messenger RNA. Its product is annotated as Acetate transporter required for normal sporulation. Gene Ontology annotation, molecular function: amino acid transmembrane transporter activity. Gene Ontology annotation, biological process: amino acid transmembrane transport. Gene Ontology annotation, cellular component: membrane. The transcript has a single exon. The record is from RefSeq and is a predicted model, not a curated record. The coding region runs from base 1 to 1635 and encodes 544 amino acids. NCBI's taxonomy places the organism in Eukaryota, Fungi, Ascomycota, Pichiomycetes, Pichiales, Pichiaceae.